Molecule: messenger RNA, 1239 nt
Organism: Phalaenopsis equestris
Lineage: Eukaryota; Viridiplantae; Streptophyta; Magnoliopsida; Asparagales; Orchidaceae
Product: GRF1-interacting factor 1
Exons: 4
Coding region: 435-1058 (207 amino acids)
Biological process (GO): positive regulation of transcription by RNA polymerase II; cell population proliferation; leaf development
Cellular component (GO): nucleus
Molecular function (GO): transcription coactivator activity
Source: RefSeq, a predicted model, not a curated record
GCACGUGAGUACUCAUGUAGGGAGACAAAAUCUCAAAGGAUCGAGGUGUUCACACUCUCGGUGACCCUACCUCCUUUGCUCGCAGCACACUCUUCUCUGGGAAUCGCGUCCGCACCAAAGCUCCGAUCUUGGAACUUGAGGCGGAGAUGCCGACACGACGCCACCGGGUCGGUUAUCGGUGCUUGAAAGCAACCACACAGAGGGAAAACACUAAAAAAAACCCCCGAAUCCACUCAAAAAACCCUCCUUUUUUCAUUGUUUCCCCCCCCUGUAAUCAUCUUUCCUCUCUCUGCUCGAAGGAUCGUGGGGGCAGGGUGAGAGAUAGGAGACAUUGAGAAGACCGACUUGUGAGUGAGUGAGAGUGAGAGUGAGAGAGAGAGUGAGAGUGAGAGAGAGAGAGAGUGAGAGAUUUUUAAGUGAGGGCUAGGGAGAGAAUGCAGCAGCAUCUGAUGCAGAUGCAGCCCAUGAUGGCAGCUUAUGCUUCUCCGAACCAGGUCACCACUGAUAUUAUUCAACAGUAUUUGGAUGAGAACAAGCAGUUGAUUCUGGCAAUUCUUGACAACCAGAAUUCUGGAAAAACAGAUGAAUGUGCUGAAAAUCAGGCUAAACUUCAGCGGAAUCUUAUGUACCUCGCUGCCAUUGCUGAUAGCCAGCCACAAAUGACCACCAUGUCCCAGUAUCCAUCGAACACGGUCAUGCAAUCCGGCGCACGAUACAUGCAACAUCAAGCGGCUCCGCCGAUGACUCCUCAGUCGCUCCUAGCCGCUCGAUCAUCGAUGCUCUACCAUCAGUCGCCGAUGUCCGCACUGCAGCAACAGCAGCAGCUCGCGCUCCACAGCCAGCUGAGCAUGAGCUCCGGCACGAACGCCGGCUUCAACGUGUUUCACGGCGACGGGACACUCGGUUCGGGAGUUUUUGCCGACUUCGGACGCGGCGGCGGAGGACUGAAGCAGGGAAUGGGAGGAGGCGAAGGACGAAGCGGCAACGGAGGGGGCGGGCAGAACGGGGAUGGAACUGAAGCUUUGUAUAUGAAGGGUUCGGAAGGAGAAGGUAACUGAUGUGUUAGUUGUUUUGAGUAGCAGGUGGUGGUUUAUUAAGAACUUGGUGGCAGGUUAUUUGAUAUAUGGGUGGGUUUCGGGUUAAUGUGGAACUGUGAUGAACUGUUGGGUUUGUGUGUCAUGCAGGUUGGCAUGGCUUUGAAUGUUUUAAUUUGCUAAUCUAGUUAGUUUUUUCUGUGUA